Molecule: messenger RNA, 1835 nt
Organism: Microplitis demolitor
Lineage: Eukaryota; Metazoa; Arthropoda; Insecta; Hymenoptera; Braconidae
Product: transmembrane protease serine 9
Exons: 6
Coding region: 125-1615 (496 amino acids)
Biological process (GO): proteolysis
Molecular function (GO): serine-type endopeptidase activity
Source: RefSeq, a predicted model, not a curated record
ACUGUCUUUCCGACACAACCAAAACCCACAUUUUUAAUUCACUCCGUCUAUUUAUUUAUACAUAUUGAUAUAUACAAGUAUAUAUAUAUUUUUUUUUUUAUGUUCAUGCUUAAGUUUUGUGACAAUGACCGUCAACAUAAAAGUGACUGUUUUAUUAAUAACUAUUAAUUUUUUGUGUCAUUGUUAUUGUUUUGAAGAUGCAAUUGUCUUGGAAGUGUCAUCGGAGCCGCGAACGGGGCAACGUUAUUUAGAUUGGACGGGAAAGAAACAACCGGGAGGACGUUGUUUGACGUCAAAAGGUGAAGUGGGAAACUGUACGACCUUCAAAGAAUGUUAUCCGUAUUUUAAAAUUCCUGAUUUGGGUGCAUUGGAUGGAUGGGUUCUAGGAGUUUAUGAUACCUGUAGUUAUACGCGUGAUGAUGGACGAAUGGGUUUUGGUAUUUGUUGUUCGGGAACUCCUUCAACGACACCAGUAAUUACUACUGAGGAAUUGGUUCCUAUUGAAGAUCCUGAGGAAUACGAAUCAAAUGUAAAACCAGCAAAACCUAUAGGCCUAGCACCUAAACCACCACUAGGAUCAUGGCCUCCUCCAUUACCAACUCAUUCACCCGAUAACACAAUCCCUCCACUGCCUACCCAUCCAUCAUCUACAUCCUCUUCAUCACAACCAACGAGCUCAGGAUCAGACCGACCAUUAUCCGACGAGUAUUCAACGACUUACAAACCCCCAGUCAGUUCAAUGACGAGCAAAAAACCAAGUUCAACAACCUGGCCAACUAAAAAACCUGGCUGGUGGCCGGGUGCCACGACAACGAAACCUAUAACUACCAGUACAACCACCGGGUCAACGAUUGUUAGCUCUGGUGAUUGUGGAGCCAAGAAUGGUGAUCAGGAACAAGACAAAAGAAUUGUCGGUGGUCAUAAUGCUGAUCCCGGUGAGUGGCCUUGGAUUGCCGCACUUUUCAAUGCUGGAAGACAGGUUUGCGGUGGAUCACUCAUCAGCGAUAGGCAUAUACUUACUGCUGCCCAUUGUGUUGCUCAUAUGAAUUCUUGGGACGUUGCAAGACUUACAGUAAGAUUGGGCGACUACAAUAUAAAGACAAACACGGAAAUCCGUCACGUAGAGAGACGUGUCAAAAGAGUUGUAAGACAUAAAGGCUUUGAUGCUAGGACAUUGUAUAAUGACGUCGCUCUAUUGACUUUGAAUGAGCCAGUUGAAUUUUCGGAGCUAAUUAGGCCAAUUUGUUUGCCAACUGGGUCACAGUUGUACAAUGGCAAAGUUGCGACUGUUAUUGGAUGGGGAUCUUUACGAGAAAGCGGACCACAACCAGCAGUGCUGCAGGAAGUCGCUAUUCCUGUGUGGUCUAAUGCUGAAUGUAAAAUGAAAUACGGCGGCGCGGCGCCUGGUGGUAUUGUUGAUAGUUUUCUGUGUGCUGGCCGAGCUGCUAAAGAUUCUUGCUCGGGUGACAGUGGUGGCCCACUGAUGGUAAAUGACGGCAGAUGGACACAAGUAGGAAUAGUAAGUUGGGGUAUUGGCUGUGGAAAGGGCCAAUUUCCUGGAGUUUAUACACGAGUUACUCAUUUCCUACCUUGGAUUUAUAAAAAUCUUAAAUAAAUAAAUCUACAUACAUUCAAAAAAAAUAAAAUAGUGAAAAUUAAAUGAGCGUCCCUUGUUUGUCAACGCAAUAGAAGACUGGGCAUUUAAAUUUAAAUUAGACAAUUAUUCAUAUUUAAUUAUAAAUAUAUAUAUGUUUAUCUUUUUUAUAUAAAACAAAAACGUGUAUCAGUUCAUCAGUACAAUAAUAUUUGUAUUAUUAAAAUUAAUUAUAUUAUUA